AUGUCAUCAACAACUAUUUACCCCAAGAGACAAAUAGACUCAGUUCCAUUUAGCCAACAGUUGGAAGUUAUUAAUAAGGUGAACCUCAACAACUCCAAAGGCCAACAGCAAACUGCCAAAUAUCAUCAAAAUCAUCAUCAAAAUCAUCAUCAAAAUCAUCAUCAUUACCACCAAAAUAGAUACCAGGGUAAUUAUCAUAACAAUAAUAGCCACAUGAAUAAGGGUAACCAAGGACAUAAUGGGUAUAAUAACCAUCACCAUCAUAUGCAACAACAAAACAAAUAUGCGUUAGCCGCUGUUGCAGCUGCGGCUGCUGUUCAACACCAACAACAACAGACAUUCUUGUUACAACAACAAGCUGCAUUGGCAAAGAAACAGCAACAGCAACAGCAACAGCAAAAACAACGGUUACUGCAACAGCAGUACCAGCAGCAACAAUAUCAGUAUCACCAACAACAACAACAGCAGCAGCAGCAGCAGCAACAACAACAACAACAACAACAACAACAACAAUCUCAUCAGCAGUACCAGCAUAUGAAUGGGGGCCAAUUUCUCCAACAACCAAAAUAUCAAGGUUAUGUCCACCCAACUCAGGAGCAGGGAUUCACUUCUUACAAUGUUCAACAACCACAGGUAUUUACCCAACCUCCACCUCAAUUGUUUGCCGAUCUCAACAACUCGUCAUUACUUGAUCAAAAUAUAACUGGAGGAAGUGGCCAAUCACAAUUGAAGAACAACUUUUUAAUGUCGAAUGGAAGCUCAAAUUCGGUCAACUCUUCGACAUCGUCUUCCAACUCAACACCCACUGGCUAUACAAGAGUAUUUGAUACUAGUUCAAUUAAGAGUUUUGAAAAUAGAGGAUCCAUUGACAAAAAUUCACCGCCUAAUUUAUUUUUGCCUCCAGGUGUACCACCAAUGAGCAGUGCUCCGUUCCUCAAUUCACCUACUUUGGCCACCACCCCUACCCAGAGCAAUAUUUGGAAUGGAACCAACAAUGGCAACUCUACUCCAACUAAUGCCACUACUACUUCCGGGUCAAUCUGGGCCAAAAGCACCGAUGGUCCUGGGUUGUUGAACAGCAACAAGAAUGCGGGUAUGAAUACGGGUCCAAUAUCAAGCUUUGCAGGAUCUAAAAUUUGGUAA
This is a messenger RNA of Lodderomyces orthopsilosis Co 90-125, 1143 nucleotides long. RefSeq lists its product as uncharacterized. NCBI's taxonomy places the organism in Eukaryota, Fungi, Ascomycota, Pichiomycetes, Serinales, Debaryomycetaceae. The record is from RefSeq and is a predicted model, not a curated record. The coding region runs from base 1 to 1143 and encodes 380 amino acids. The transcript has a single exon.